AUGUCGACGGUCUUCCAGGACGUCGAAGCGUACAACACAGCAGUCGGUGCGUACGGCCGACAGUCUCGAUGGCUCGAGUCCCUGUGCCUGCUCAGCGUGCUGCUCCAGCGAGGCUUGCGAGCCACGAUGGUCUCCAGGAGCGCCGCGCUGGGUGCCUGCUCGAAAGCGAGAAGGUGGCAGGCAGGCCUCACCCUCCUGCGGAGCAUCUUCGCCACGAGUCUUGAAGCCAGUGUCCCCUGGAUUGAUCGGCAGUGCGGGGCAGUGGCACUGGAGCCGCCACUUGCUGGCCACACGGCCGAUCACAGCUUCCUUUCCCAUUUUGCCUUCCCUUUUCUCUCGUCUCCCAGUGCUUCCGCCUCGGUGUGUGAGGAUGACAUGCGCUGGCACACCAUCCUUCCUACCGUCGUCAGCCUCGGUGCCCUGAUCACAGCUUGCAGUCUGCAUGCAUUUUGGUCGGCGGCUCUUCGCUCUGUCAUGGUGAUGCAAGACCUGAAUGUACAGCCUGACCUCGUGGCACGGAACGCUGUUAGCGAUGCAGCGGCUGCUGCUGCCAACUGGCCUUUGGCGACGAAGCUGCUGGACGAGACGGGAGAGGUGGACGCGGGGAAGAGUUGCUUUGUGAAGCUGGCUAGGCUUUGGCUGAGGGAGGGCGCUGGCGCCGGGCCGUCGAUGCCUGGUAUGCCCCGGAAUGUGAUCCAGCUGAAUUCAGUGAUCAAGAGCUUGGGCCUCUCGGAGCUGCAAGCUGAUCCAAAGCGCCAGGCUGAUGCCAAGCUUAUUUUAUUUACCAUUCGCCCUCUGAAGGUCAAAGCUGGGAGCAUGCCGCAGAGACAGCCAGACGCAUCCGGUGAAGAUCUGCAAUGGGAAGUUGCGGUCCAGCUCUUCACCCUCGACCUCUGCUCAGGAGCGCGGGCCACGACCUCUGCCGCCACAGCGGCAAUGGCUGCUGCGAGGCGCGCGGGGCAUUGGCGCCGGGUCUUGGGCAUCUCCGCCGCCCUGGCGUGCUGGCAGGCCCAGGAGGGCAAAUCGGAGCUAGCAAGCUGCCGCAUGCUGAUGCUGGGGCUUGUGGAGGGCCAAAACGCACCUGGUUGGAUUUUUCAGGUGCCACGAGACCUUCUCUGCUACAAUGAGCAGCUGGCAGCCUUUGCCGACUCGCAGAGGUGGAGGAACGCUGUGGCCGCCUUGCAGAUGCAGGCCUUUCGCAGCUUGCGGCCUGACACCGCGGAACACAACACGUGCCUGGCAUCGUUUACGGCAUCAGCGUGGCGCAAGCUUGUGACCCAUCUUCAUGAAGUUUGUGCCGAGGGCUCUGUUGAUGCUGUAAGCUUCCACUGCGCCGCCGCUUGCUGCGCUGCGGCUGGUGAGGUGGGUGCGGUGCUCCAGAUUGUGCAGCACCGCGGCAGCAAUUUUGCAGCAAUGCUCUGCAAUGCUGAAAGCCAGUACUCCUCUGCGCAAACUGUCACUGCUCGGUGCACGGAAGUGCACGGAUGCAUGGCUCCAGUCGAGUGCGCUGAGGCAGGGGCGCUCACAAAGGCCAUCACCUUUCCUGCUGCUUGCAUGUGUGACAGCGUGUGGAUACACUUUCAAGCAACUGGUCCUCCCCGCCAGUUUGGACGCCGACUCAGUGACGUUGGCGGCGGCGGCACUUGCCGCAGCGCCACCCCAGAUUCUGGCCGCCCUGCGUGGCCCGUGUCUGGAUCGUAUGCAGAGAGUGAGCUACAAAAGUUGCAUCGCGUGGAAUGA
This is a messenger RNA of Symbiodinium natans, 1740 nucleotides long. Lineage: Eukaryota; Dinophyceae; Suessiales; Symbiodiniaceae. The record is from the annotation of a GenBank genome assembly.